AUGGCGUCGCAGUUCAGCAACCUGCUCUUCCUCGACCAUGUUUUGAAUUUCACGGAUAUUAUGAUUAUGCAUCAUACAGAUUGUUCCGCCCAGCUUUUUGGUAAUGAAGGCGUCUGUCAGGUGCUAGCGGAGCGUGCCCCAGGUGCUAGUCGCGAGGUUGAGAAUCUUAAACUUCCGGGGUUUGAAGAUCUCGAGCGCAGUGUCCAGGAGGAUGUACAGCUGGUGAAGAGCUCACCACUUGUUCGCAAGGAACUUGCUGCACGAACAAGGGGCUUCGUAUAUGACCUCAAGACUGGAGAGGUUAAGCCUGUGCCGGAAGCAAGUUUUGUUUUAGUCAAGUGA
This is a messenger RNA of Aspergillus calidoustus, 342 nucleotides long. Lineage: Eukaryota; Fungi; Ascomycota; Eurotiomycetes; Eurotiales; Aspergillaceae. The record is from the annotation of a GenBank genome assembly.